GGAAUAUUCGCCUUCGAGUUAAGCCUCUCUUCUCCCUCUCGAGAGAUCUCGCCGCCCGCCGCCGCCGCCGCCGCCGCCAUGGCUUUCUCGGCGCGGAGGAGCCUCGCUUCCGGCCUCUCCCGCCACCUCACCCGCCGCCUCCACCCCGCCGUCUCCCACCUCGUACCCUCCCAGCACCACGACCACUCCGAGGACCCCUCGCCCUCCUUCCCGCCCACUACCCAACCCCCGCCUUUCCCCUCCGCGCCCCGCUCGCUGUCGAGAUCCCAGGCGCUAAGCCUCGCCCUCCCCUUCGGCCUCCGCCACGCGGCCCACCGCAACUUCUCCACCUCCUCCUCCUCCGCCGCCGCCGCCACCACGCCCCCUCCCUCCGCCGACGUCCUCUCGGACGCCGCAUCCUCGGUCUCUGUCCCGGCGGCGGACGUUCUCGCGGACGCCGCAUCGUCCAUCCCCGUCGCUGUCCCGGCGCCGUUCCCGGGGGAGGUGGCUGCUGCAGCCGCUGACUCGUUUGCACCGGUCGCCGCCCUGCAGCACCUCAUUGACGGCGUCCAUUCCUUGACGGAGCUGAACUGGUGGGCUUGUAUUGCGCUGACGACAGUGUUGAUCCGGACGCUAACUGUCCCAUUGAUGCUGAACCAAAUGAAGUCUACGGUGAAGUUAAAUGCAAUGCGACCAGAAAUUGAAGCCAUUAAUUUGGAGAUGCAAACUUCAACUGAUCCCCAGUCAAUGCUAAUUGGAAAAAAGAAAUUGAGUGAGCUAUUCCUAAGGCAUGGUGUAACUCCACUGACACCAUUAAAGGGUUUUUUCAUCCAAGGACCUAUAUUCAUGAGCUUUUUUUUUGCCAUCUCAAACAUGGUUGAGAAAGUCCCCUCUUUCAAAGGAGGUGGGAUAUAUUGGUUCACUGAUUUGACAACUCCUGAUGAGCUUUUGAUUCUCCCAGUUUUGACAUCACUUACUUUCCUGGCUACAGUAGAGUUAAAUAUGCAAGAUGGCAUGGAGGGAAAUCCUAUGCUGAAGACGAUGAAGAAUUUCUCUAGAGUAAUGGCUGUUUUGACUAUUCCAUUUACAAUGAGCUUUCCCAAGGCAAUUUUCUUUUACUGGGUCACAUCGAACUUGUUCUCUCUUGGGUAUGGUUUUGCUCUUCGGAAUCCAGCCGUAAGAAGUUACUUAGAUCUUCCUCCCAUGGAUACUGUGUUUGCACCUGCACAACAACCAACCUUCAACCUUUUCGAUGGAUCCAAGUCAAUACCUGCAGUUGGCUCUCCUACUGCAGAUUCUGAUCGAUCAAAUUCUGUUCUAAGCCAGCGGUUCAGUGAUCUUGAAAACAGAGCUAAAUCGAGACGUGAAUCUCAAGACUAAAGGCAUUUGUGUUUUUUUUACUAAAGUAUAUUGCAUGCUGGUUUUUUAUCGGCAAUUGAGGUGGAAAAGGCUAUCAUUUUUUACUGUUAUGAUGCCACUGCCAUCCGGAGUGAAAUAAACCAGAGUAACCGGUGGCUUGUAAAACCAGUUUAUUUAUAUACCGAUUUUAAGAAUCAUCCUUCCCGUC
Oryza brachyantha (malo sina) is the source of this 1546-nucleotide messenger RNA. Its product is annotated as mitochondrial inner membrane protein OXA1-like. The record is from RefSeq and is a predicted model, not a curated record. Lineage: Eukaryota; Viridiplantae; Streptophyta; Magnoliopsida; Poales; Poaceae. Gene Ontology annotation, biological process: protein insertion into mitochondrial inner membrane from matrix; mitochondrial respiratory chain complex IV assembly. The transcript is spliced from 9 exons. The coding region runs from base 79 to 1359 and encodes 426 amino acids. Gene Ontology annotation, cellular component: mitochondrial inner membrane. Gene Ontology annotation, molecular function: membrane insertase activity.